UGCCUUGAAUUCCUGCGCAAAUACAUGCCACCCAGUGAUGCAGUCUUGCCUCUUGAGUACCUAGAGGAGAAUGCAGAACUAGCCCUGUCUGCGAGAUCUAUUUCCAAGUGGGCACAGGAUGUGCCUUGGUCAAUUUUCCUGAACUAUGUGCUUCCCUAUGCCAGUGUGGAUGAGCCUCGUGACAAUUGGAGGCCAAUGUUCUUCCAGAGGUUCCUGCCUCUUGUUCAGAACGCCUCCUCACUGUCAGAAGCAGCGCUGAUACUGAACAAGGAGAUCUGGACCAUAUGGGGCAUUACUUUCAAAUCCAACCAAACUCCAGAGAUCAUGUCUCCAUUUCAGGUUAUUAAGGCAAGACACGCUUCUUGCACAGGGCUGAGCAUAUUCUUGGUCAAUGCUCUCCGCUCUGUGGGCAUCCCUGCAAGGAUGGCAGGGACACCCGUUUGGAACACAGAGACUGGAGGGAACCAUGACUGGGUGGAGGUCUACACAGAAGCAGGCUUUUGGUCUUUCACUGGCGCGGCAGAACUCUGCGGCGGUAUCAUGCAGGGGUUCAAUCUGACAUGGUUUGUACCGGACCCGGCACAGCACUCUACAGCAGGCAGCAGGAUGCAUGCAAUCUAUGCCGUCAGCUGGGCUGAUCUUGAAGGCACUGUGCAGUAUCCCUUGAUUUGGGAUGACGACAACAAUCAUACUGUGAGUGCAUUUGAUGUCACAGAGUACUACCUUCAAGCAGCAAGCAUUGGGGAAAGUGCUAUUUUACAUUCCCAUAGAGACCUUGCAACAAGGACCAACGCAGUAUCUUGA
This is a messenger RNA of Coccomyxa subellipsoidea C-169, 804 nucleotides long. RefSeq lists its product as hypothetical. Lineage: Eukaryota; Viridiplantae; Chlorophyta; Trebouxiophyceae; Coccomyxaceae. The transcript is spliced from 5 exons. The annotation marks the transcript as partial. The record is from RefSeq and is a predicted model, not a curated record.